CUAACCCGAGCCCUGAUGGCUGCACGGUGUUGACCGGAAACUAGUGGGACUGGGGUAAAGGUUGACUUACGUCACAACGCGGCAGGGUCUCCUUCACUCUUUACCUUUACCCGUGUUCCGAAGUUUGUAAGGAAAGGUUUCGGUCAUUCCAAUAGCAAAGAAAACACAAGUCUUCGUCAUGUUGCAGAACACAGGGGCCCUCGCGGGUCGGACGCUCUUCGUGACCGGCGCCAGCCGCGGUAUCGGUCGAGCUAUCGCUCUGAAGGCAGCGCGCGACGGAGCUAAUGUGGUGGUGGCCGCAAAGACGGCUGAGGCCCACCCCAAGCUGCCAGGAACCAUCUACACUGCAGCCAGAGAGAUCGAGGAGGCUGGAGGCAAGGCGCUGGCCUGUGUGGUGGACGUCCGGGAUGAGGAGCAGAUCCGCUCAGCUGUGGAGCAGGCGGUCGCCAAGUUCGGAGGUAUUGAUAUUUUGGUGAACAACGCCAGUGCUAUUAAUCUGACGGGAACUCUUGGGACGUCCAUGAAGAAGGUUGACCUGAUGCUGGCUGUCAACCUGCGGGGAACUUACCUCACCUCUAAGCUGUGCAUUCCUCACCUGUUGAAAAGCUCUAACCCUCACAUCCUGAACCUGUCUCCGCCUCUCAACCUCAACCCCAUUUGGUUCAAGAACCAUACAGCCUACACCAUGGCUAAGUAUGGGAUGUCGAUGUGUGUCCUUGGGAUGGCUGAGGAGUUCAGAGGGCAGAUCAGCGUCAACGCCCUCUGGCCCAAGACUGCCAUCCAGACGGCGGCUAUGGAUAUGCUAGGUGGUGAAGGUAUCGAGCGGCAGUGCCGUAAGGCUGAUAUCAUGGCGGACGCAGCCUACUCUGUGUUUUCCCGCCCCCUGGCUGGCCCCGCCCACACCACGGGUCACUUCCUGAUUGACGAGGAUAUCCUGCGAGAGGCGGGGCUUGGUGACAUGGAGGUCUAUGCUGUGGAGCCAGGUCACCCCCUCAUGCCUGACUUCUUCCUCGAUGUGGAGACUGAUGUAGACACACCCUCCUCCAAAGCCCUACCCUCUUCCACGAAGACCAGCAACCCUAUUGAAGAAACGUUUGCUCUGAUCCGGACAGUCCUCAGCCAGGACCUGGUCCAAUCAAUCAAGGGCGUCUAUCAGUUCGACCUAUCAGGCGAGCACACGGGCAGCUGGUUCGUGGAUCUGAAGCAGGGGGCGGGGCUAGCCGGGCAGGGCCUCCCCCCCUCCCCUCCUGAUGUUGUGAUGAGCAUGGACUCCGCCCUCUUCAGUCGAAUGUUCCGCGGGGAGCUGAAGCCCACGAUGGCCUUCAUGACCGGGAAGCUGCGUAUCCAUGGCGACAUGACGCUGGCUAUCAAGCUGGAGAAGAUGAUGGCGGCCAUGAGCAAAUCCAAGCUGUAGCGCACGUUGCCAGGAACACCAGUUUGUCUGCAGAUGAUCCAUCAAGAUUUAAUUUGAAUAAUAUAACAAACUUAAUUUUGCUGCGGUUACCAUGUUGCCUAUAAAGUCAUGUUAGCUAUGGGAGAACCUUCCUUUAGGAUCUACACCCAAGGUCUUUGAGUUGGAAGGUUGAACAGCUAAAAUACAUGACAUGGAAGUACUGUAAUCUGCUAGACUAAUGCUGAUACCUUGAAAUAUGUUGAUAUGUUUGUAAAUGGUUUGGAAUGUAUUGAAGAUGUAUUAUAGAUGUUUCUGAGACUUUGUUAAAGCCUUACCCUUAUUGUGAUGGUUAGCUUGGCGCUAGUCCAACUGCAGAAACAUUUUCUACAUUUUGAUAUUUAAUAAAAGAAAGAGUUAACCUGUGAACCUAACAUGGCUGAUUUAUCAUCUUAACAUUUUUUGGACUCAUUGGUCCAUUAGUCCAAUGAGUCAAUAAUUCUAUUUAAAAAGUGAAACUCAUAUUAUACGGAUUCAUUACACCCAAAGUGAAAUAUUUCAAGCAUUUAUUUGUUUUAAUGUUCUUUAUGGCUUCCAGCUCAUGAAAACCCAAAAUUCAGUUUCUCAGAAACAAAGCAUAAAUGACAGCCUAGAACUACUUGUGGAUGUCUAGACCAGCCACUUCAGCCUAUUCUAGACCAGCCACUUCAGCCUAAUCUAGACCAGCCAUUUCAGCCUAUUCUAGACCAGCCACUUCAGCCUAUUCUAGACCAGCCACUUCAGCCUAUUCUAGACCAGCCACUUCAGCCUAUUCUAGACCAGCCACUUCAGCCUAUUCUAGGCCAGCCACUUCAGCUGUUUCCAGACCAGCCACAUUCAGGAUUUUCCUUCCACUUCGAUUCUUCAGAUUCAUAAACUUCCUGAAAAAAAGAAUACAAUUUAAUCCAACUUACUUAUAAUUUAUAUCUUAUUAUUGACAUAUCCCAGUUUUUAAAGC
Messenger RNA from Gadus chalcogrammus (walleye pollock), 2387 nucleotides. It is a transcript of the gene hsdl2, whose product is annotated as hydroxysteroid dehydrogenase like 2. Lineage: Eukaryota; Metazoa; Chordata; Actinopteri; Gadiformes; Gadidae. The record is from RefSeq and is a predicted model, not a curated record. The coding region runs from base 179 to 1414 and encodes 411 amino acids. The transcript has 11 exons. Gene Ontology annotation, cellular component: mitochondrion.